AUGUUGAUGAUGUUUGAAAAAGGUAUUCGGGGAGGAAUAUCACAUGUAUCAAAGAGAUAUGCAGAAGCAAAUAAUAAAUACAUGAAAGAUUACGAUCCUGAUAAACCUUCUACUUACAUUCAAUACCUUGAUGCAAAUAAUCUUUAUGGAUGGGGAAUGUCACAAUCACUUCCCACACAUGGAUUUAAAUGGAUGAAAAAUUUAACAAAAGAAACUAUAAUGGAUAUAUUGGAGAAAGCAAAUCAUAGUAUGAUAAAUCAAAGGAAUAAAAAAGGAUAUAUAUUUGAAGUAGAUUUGGAAUACACCCCUGAUCUAUGGAAAUCACAUAAUGACUAUCCUCUAGCACCUAAGAAAAUGAUUGUUAAUGGUGUUGAAAAACUAAUUUGUCAUUUUAAACCCCGAAAAAACUAUGUUGUACAUUACCGAAAUCUAAGGCAAUAUCUUGAGAUGGGAAUGAGACUAACUGCUGUUCACAGAGGAAUAUCUUUUAAUCAGAGUUCUUGGAUGGAACCUUACAUCAGAAAGAAUACUGAACUUAGAAAAACAGCAGCCUACAGUUUUGAAAAAGACUUUUUUAAACUGAUGAAUAAUUCCGUAUUUGGAAAAACAAUAGAAAACAUAAGGAAAAGACAAAAUAUAAUACUUGUUGAUAAUCGUGCCAAAGCUGCAAAAUUAGCAAGUUGUCCAAACUUUGAUAGGGCAACAAUAUUUGACCGUAAUCUUAUUGCAGUACAUAUGAAGGAAACUGAAGUAUAUUUUAACAAACCAGUAUAUGUUAGACAGGCAAUACUGGAUCUGUCAAAAACAUUAAUGUUUGAUUUUCAUUAUAAUUACAUCCAAAAGAAAUAUACAGAUGCAGCAGAGUUGUUAUUUACAGAUACUGACUCACUGUUGUACCUUAUUCAUACGGAUGAUUUUUACAAAGAUAUAUCAAAAGACAUAGAAACCAAGUUUGACACAUCUGAUUAUCCUCCUAACCACCCAUCCGGUAUAGAAACAGGAGUUAAUAAGAAAGUAAUAGGAAUGUUUAAAGAUGAAGUAGCUGGUCGUCAAAUUACUCACUUUGUCGGUCUUCGUUCGAAGAUUUAUAGUUUCAAAGUUGAAGACACGAGCAAAGCGAGUGAGCCGGGGUUAACUAAAAAGUGUAAGGGGAUAAAGAAGAAUGUAGUUAAAAAGGGUAUAACAUUUGAAGAUUAUGUCCAGUGUUUAUUUUCCGGUGAAAACAAAUGAGAUCAAUGAAAAUUAUUGAAAGCGAAAAUCAUGAUAUUUACUCAAAGGAAGUAAAUAAAAUUGCUCUGAGUAAUGAUGACGACAAACGCAUUUUGAUAGAGGACAAAGUAAAAACAGUUGCUUUAAGAUAAUUAGAUAAAAAUAAAAAAAAAAUGUCUUACACAAAAGAGGAAAUAGAACGCUAUCUAGAAAUAUUAAGAAGUUACAAUAUCACCUUCAGCGCCUCUACCAACCAAGCAGUAAGGGAAGUUAGAUGUUGGAAUUGCCAAAGUGAUUUUUUUGUGUGCAUUCAGGUUAUAACAUUUGUGACUCCUGUGGGGGAGUAAAUGGUCAUGUUUUGGGGUAUUAUGAUCCAAAAGAUUAUUAUCGAUUACAUUUUCGACAGAAGAUUAUUUAUCAGACAAAGUAUCAUUACAAAAAAAAAAGAUUGAUCAAGUUUCUAAAAGAUUACACCUGA
Messenger RNA from Porites lobata, 1687 nucleotides. The record is from the annotation of a GenBank genome assembly. Lineage: Eukaryota; Metazoa; Cnidaria; Anthozoa; Scleractinia; Poritidae.